This is a messenger RNA of Tupaia belangeri chinensis (Chinese tree shrew), 3033 nucleotides long. RefSeq names its product macroH2A.2 histone (gene MACROH2A2). The coding region runs from base 193 to 1311 and encodes 372 amino acids. Gene Ontology annotation, cellular component: nucleosome. The record is from RefSeq and is a predicted model, not a curated record. Gene Ontology annotation, molecular function: DNA binding; structural constituent of chromatin; protein heterodimerization activity. Lineage: Eukaryota; Metazoa; Chordata; Mammalia; Scandentia; Tupaiidae. Gene Ontology annotation, biological process: nucleosome assembly. The transcript has 9 exons.
UUGACACGCACAGAUAGAACCCAAAGAAAGGCAAAGAGUCCUGCCCGGCACCGGCGCCGCGCGGGCCGAACCUGCGCCCGGGGAGGGGCGCGCAGAGGGCACCGGGCGCCCGGAGCAGGCGGCGCAGCACCAGCAUCGUGUUAGUGCCGGGAGGCCACAGAGUCAGCAAGCUGAGAGGGAAACUGAGGCAAGAUGUCGGGCCGGAGUGGGAAGAAGAAAAUGUCCAAGCUGUCCCGUUCAGCCCGGGCUGGUGUCAUCUUCCCGGUGGGGCGGCUGAUGCGUUACCUGAAGAAAGGGACAUUCAAGUACCGGAUCAGCGUGGGUGCUCCUGUCUACAUGGCAGCGGUCAUCGAGUACCUGGCAGCGGAAAUCCUAGAAUUGGCUGGGAAUGCUGCAAGAGACAACAAGAAGGCCCGGAUAGCCCCAAGACACAUCCUUCUGGCAGUUGCCAAUGACGAGGAGCUCAACCAGCUACUAAAAGGAGUGACCAUCGCCAGCGGAGGCGUCCUGCCCAGAAUUCACCCCGAACUGCUGGCUAAAAAGCGAGGGACCAAAGGCAAAUCGGAAACUAUCCUCUCCCCACCCCCAGAGAAAAGAGGAAGGAAAGCCACGUCAGGCAAGAAGGGUGGCAAGAAAUCCAAGGCCGCCAAACCACGGACGUCCAAGAAGUCCAAAGCAAAGGACAGCGAUAAAGAAGGGACUUCAAAUUCCACCUCUGAAGAUGGGCCGGGGGAUGGGUUCACCAUUCUGUCUUCGAAGAGCCUUGUUCUAGGGCAGAAGCUGUCCCUGACCCAGAGUGACAUCAGCCAUAUUGGCUCCAUGAGAGUGGAAGGCAUCGUCCACCCAACCACAGCCGAAAUUGACCUCAAGGAAGACAUAGGUAAAGCCUUGGAAAAGGCAGGGGGGAAAGAGUUCUUGGAAACGGUAAAGGAGCUUCGCAAAUCCCAAGGUCCUUUGGAAGUUGCUGAAGCCGCUGUCAGCCAAUCCAGCGGACUCGCAGCCAAAUUUGUCAUCCACUGUCACAUCCCUCAGUGGGGCUCUGACAAAUGUGAAGAACAGCUCGAAGAGACCAUCAAAAACUGCCUGUCAGCGGCCGAGGACAAGAAGCUCAAGUCCGUCGCAUUCCCACCCUUCCCCAGUGGCAGAAACUGCUUUCCCAAACAGACAGCAGCCCAGGUGACCCUCAAAGCCAUCUCGGCCCACUUCGAUGACUCGAGCGCGUCCUCGCUGAAGAACGUGUACUUCCUGCUCUUCGACAGCGAGAGCAUCGGCAUCUACGUGCAGGAGAUGGCCAAGCUGGAUGCCAAGUAGCCGGUGCUUCCCGGCAGCGGUCAGAGGCACGAAGUCACAAGAGUGGGGUUUUAUUUUUCACAAGGAGAGCAGGAGGGUGACUGCAGGGGAGUGGAGGGCGGCUGAAAGGGAAGCGGGUAGCAGAGGCUGCGGGAGCAGGUCCUGCCCAGGGAAGGAGCCCUCUGUAUUUUAUAUCCUCAUCAAAAGAGCCUCAGUCUGUAAUUAAGCAGGUCUCCACCAGGGGUUUCUUUCCAUGUGUUUCCUUCCUGUUGUUUUAGAACUUUUUAAGAAAAAAACAGACCUCAUUUUAGAUGUAUAGCAUUGACUUUUACACACACACCACACAAAAAAUAAUAAUCCUUUUAAAAUUCUUAUAUCUUCUGUUCCUCCUUUUUCCAAGGGAAGAGGGCAUAAAAGGGGCUCGGGCUCUGUCGGUGGUCUGUGUUCUACGGUGAGGAGAAGAAGGAAAAGACGGCUCACUGGUGCUUUUCUCUUUGUUUGGUGCCCCCCACUCCUCUGUAAUAUUGUAACUACUCCUACAAAGUUUUUGCUUCAGGCUUUUGUUUUGUUUUUUUAAAGAAAAAGAAAAUGAGAGGAAAAAAUAAAAGAUCCAGUGUCUUUCUUACAACAUACUCUUUUAUUGCAUUUUUACUUUGGAAAUCCAUGACCCCGGGAAUGGCUACCUCUAGACUGUCAGAAGUCACUAGAACAAAGCCUGCUGCUGCUAGCGGGCUGAGAUUCCCGCCAUGCCGGGCCCCAAGUCGGACAGCACCAAGGCCUGUUUCUCAGGCCGCAGGUCCUGCUCCUGGGAGGGGCGGGCCUAUAGACACGUCCCGAAGAACAAAGCCUUGGAUAAAAAGGUACAGGAGGGGUAACCAUGCUCUGGGAAGAAGGUAUAUUCUCACUUAGGCCUAAGCGACACAAUGGCCCAGACUUAGGGGUCACAGCCCAGACAGGGGGCCACAGCCUAGACAGGGGAUAGGCUGAGGACCCCAGUGAAGCUGGUGUCCUGAAGACUGUCCAGAUACCCAGGGUCCACCAUCAAAAGCUGGCGGGGGAGUAGGAAGAUGAGGGCAGGGCAGUCAGGGCCUGUAUCUGUUCAGACGAACUCAGCAACCACUUCUGCCAUGGAGAUUCAAACCAGGUGAUCCAGAACAGGCUUCUCCCUAUCAGAAGGUCAGUUGGUGGUGCACAUGACUGCCACAUAGCUAGGACUCCGGAAAAUGACACUGGGUAGCCAACAAAUCAGAAGCAUGAAGUCCCUCCAGACCCUGCUUCUUACCACAGCAUCAGCUAGGAUUUUGUCACUUACAAGUAUGCCCAUGACAAUGACCUGGAGAUACAGUGCUGAAUGCCCCUCUGUCUCCUGCAGGCGACCCAAUACCAAGGAGCCUGGUCUCUCGGAUGCUGCUUUAAUGCCUCCAAGGCUGGCAGGCCAGACUUUAGUCUUACCCGUUAGCUUUAUAGAACCUCACAAUCUGAGGAUGGCCACAAGGAGGGAAACUUUGAUUCGUCUUAAAUGGAACCUAUGAUAUACAGUUAGGAUCUAACAAUAGAAAUGUGGAAAGGUCUGCGAAGAUUAAAAGAAUAUUAAGGACGAACCCUGAGUAAGGGAGUUCGGAACUGGGCUGCUAUUAACAACCUGGCUGCUGGAGGAGACAUGGUUUCCCCACCCUGGAGGUGAGGGGAGAGGUUCGGAGUGCAGGCCAUUUCCACCCCGGCUCCCCAGACUCAGGGGUAUUG